AUGAACCGGUUCUCGCGGAAUCGUGUAUCUGCGAGCGGGGCUGCUCCUUCAUCAGGGGCUGACACCACGGACAAUGAAUAUCAUCCCCACGUGGUGGAUGUCUUAGAUGUUAUCGAUCCGGAAGUUUCAGCACUAUCGACACUAACAAACGUCCAAAAUUCCUUGUUCGUGCCCAAUCUGGGCCCGUUAAUCAAUCGCAACCAGACCUAUGCACUUUCACCGCCGAGAGAGUCCUCGGAGUCGACUGGGGAGGAAACGACGGAAACAGAAGAGGGCGAGGAAACAUUCGAGAAAUCUCCCGAAGGCCGUCCAUCACUAGAGCGACCUCUAACAAGUCUAUCGGCAGUUUUGGGGAAACAAGAUCCACAGUUUGCCGUGUUACCUGAAGGAAGCAAUCUCGAGGGCUGGACUGCGAGAGACAUAGAAGAACUGAACGAUCAUGUCAGGCACAUGUUGCAUUCUCGUCGUUCAAAGUUCAAACGGGCAAUGAAGGGCUUUGGGAAAUAUGUUUCUAAACCUGCAGCGCUGGACCGCUUACUGACCGUUGGCCCUGUAGCACUCGGGUUCCUCAUUACCCUAUACGCAACCCUCAUUACUCUGUUCGGUCUUGCCUGGGUGCUGUUUCUGAUUGGUUGGAUUAACGUCGGUGGGCGGCAGUUGUACAUCAUCAACGUAAUUGACAACGUUCUUGUCGCCUUGUUCGCCAUUAUGGGUGAUGGGCUAGCACCGUUCCGUGCGAUUGACACAUACCACAUGUGUUUCAUUGCUCACUACACAUUCCAAACAUGGAAAGUUCGUCGAAAGCGUCAACUUCCAGAUCUGAAAGAUAAAAAUGACCUACCUACUCGUCGCGAGAUCGAUGUCGACGUCGAAUUCGGGGAUACACCUAAAGACGAGGAGUAUGAAUUUACUGUACUGAACCGUCUGCAGCAGCAAAAGUUGGUUCACCAUCAAACCAAAUUGUCCAAGUCCCACACCUUCUACAAACCUCACGAAACCCUGACUCACCAUGCCUUCCCUCUUCGCAUGCUCAUCGCCAUUGUUGUCCUGUUAGACUGUCACUCCUUGCUUCAAAUCGCGCUCGGCGCCUGCACAUGGGGCAUCAGUUACCACCACCGCCCCUUCGCCCUAACUACUGUCAUUCUUUGUUGUUCGAUUACUUGCAAUAUCACCGGCGGCGUCCUCAUCAUGGUCGGUGACCGAAGGACACGGAAGAAGGAUGUGGUGGAACGGCUGUUCCGUGAGCAACUCACUAAGGAAGCGAUGAAGAAGGUCUGCAAAAAGAAACAGAAACGGCAACAAAAAAUUGAAGAAGAGGACGAACCACGAUUAUCGGUUUCCACGCGUCCUCAACCCUAUGACGGAACAUAG
Aspergillus oryzae RIB40 is the source of this 1371-nucleotide messenger RNA. Its product is annotated as DUF2985 domain-containing protein. The coding region runs from base 1 to 1371 and encodes 456 amino acids. NCBI's taxonomy places the organism in Eukaryota, Fungi, Ascomycota, Eurotiomycetes, Eurotiales, Aspergillaceae. The record is from RefSeq and is a predicted model, not a curated record. The transcript has 4 exons.